CACGGCGAAUAGUAUGAUGUCGGCCAAUACAUGUAUCAUUCUUCACUGAACACAACAAAUAGAUGCAGAUGAUGAAGGACAUAUUGAUAUUUUUCUUCGUUAAUGACCAUCAACUCUUAUUGUGAUGUCGACCAGCAAUAGUCAGUGAUGGGUUAUACCAUUUUGAGCAGAGUGACAGCAAAGAGGGUUCGUUUAUCGGUGCUCUUACUGACGGUCCUCGCCAUCUUUAAUGCCAUCGUCGCCUCCUUGCUACUAAAGAAUUCUGCCGAUAUUCACCAACCGCGGGAUUCAAAGAAGAAUGUCAAGAAUAGUUUCCACUAUCACAAGCCCACCGUUGACCUCAAGAAGGCGGACAAGUGGAUGUUGGAAUUUGCCAACAUGUCCCAGAAGGAUUCGGUAACCCCAUUGCAGAAGGACAACCAUGUAGGGCUACCGCCUGGUUGUUGGGACAAUAGCACCUUCGUCAUCACACUGGUGAUAUCAAAAUUUGAAGCCAGUUCUCGCCGCCAAGCGAUCAGGGAUUCAUGGGCAAGACCGUUCACGGUGGAAAAUAAUACUGCCCACACCGUCUUCGUGGUGGGCGAUUAUAUAGAUUCAAGAACACGCUAUGGCAUUACUGGAUUGACCAAUGAAAUCAUCAAGAAUAAGGACAUUCUGAAAGGACAGUUCAACCUUGAUACAAGGUCCGGUUCCCUGGUAUUUCUUGGUCUUCAUUGGAUUCUACGAAAUUGUCAUCAGGUCAAAUAUGUCCUUAUUGUCAAUGAUACCAUGUUUGUCAAUUACAGGCAAUUGUUCAAACUUCUGAAGCAUCACAAUGUUCACGCCAAUAAUAGAAAGUUACUGAUAGGCAACAUUCAAAGAAGCCAAACUCACAAGCCAUCUAAUUUUAACGUUGUUUCAGAGAAACAGUUCCAAUCUACGGAUCCUCUAAUUCCCAUUUCCAGUGCUGGCUUCGUUAUGAGUAUUGCUGCAGCCAGAGAUGUAUACAAAUUACCCUUGACUAAUAACAUGUUUCCACUAUCAGGCAUAUUAGGAAGGAAGCAAAAUUGGACAUUGGUCAAUCAGGACAAGCUAUUUACCACGACGCACUUAUCCUCCAACCCUUGCUUAGUUGAUCACAUUGUUUCAGCAAUUGUACCAGAUAAUCCAAAUGCAAUGGUUAAAAUAGUGGAUCAACUCAGCAACCAAUCCUGUCUCAUGAACUGCAGAGAUCCGGAUUUAGACAUCGUUCUUCCAAGCGAUAUCGACAACAAACCUUAUUUAGAUGAAGUGUUGGAGCUCCAGUUUGGCCAUCCAGAUAUCUGCUUCGCGCCAGGAGGAAACAACCGAGACAUAUUCAUGGUUUUGUUCAUUAACUCCUAUCCUAGGAACUCAGAGAUCCGGAAGGCCAUCCGUACAACCUGGGGCUCGGGGCUAUCUAUCAAUGGUGAGUCCAUCAGGCUGUUGUUUAUCCUCGGAAAGCAAGAAGUGUCAACAGAUACAAGUGAUGUAAGGAACGAGGUUGUACAGCACCAGGACAUUCUCCAAGGGAAUUUCAUUGAUUCCUUUCCGAAUCAGACGCUGAAAGUCAUCACAGCGCUCCGCUGGAUCACCAAGAAUUGCGCGCAUGCGCGUUAUUUGUAUGUAGGUGAUGAAGAUCGUUUCGUAAAUUUACGAAGUGUUGUUCGCUACUUGAAAGACCUUCGAAGCAAGGGACAGGCCGGAAAGAGAGUUUACCUUGGUUCGAAAAUUUAUGGCGACGGAAGAUUGUCCGUCAAAACGAAGGGUGGAGUAAACGUGAUAAGUUAUCAAGUGCAUGAUGAGCUGUACAGGGGGCGCUACUACCCACCGUUCUGCAGCGCCAGUGGGUACAUCUUAUCCGCCGAUGUGGCGCCUUCUAUGUACAGGGUGGCGCUGCGGACGCCUCUUAUCGGUAUUGCAGAUGUCUUCCAAGGAAUCAUUGCUAAGAGGGUGCUUGUUGAGCCUGUUGGACAUCGUGGUUUCAAAACAUGGAGUGGGAGAUUUGAUGUAUGUUCUUUGAGGAGUGACGAGACCCUAACUGUUCGUGGGAUUACCGCCACGCCCGAAGAGCUAUGCAAAGUUUGGGAAACCUUCUCGAAUAAGUCAAUCUUAUGUUGAUCACCGAGAAGAGAGAUACUUUGAGAGAAAGCAGCUUACAUAUUGUCCUAAAACUAAAAAAAAAAAAAACUACGAGUAGGAUAUGAAGGAGAAUAAUGAAGUUUUGGUUUUGCGCAUCCUGAUUUUGGUGAGCAGAUUUUAUUUUUAAAUUCAAUUUUCUUCAUCAUAAUCAAAACAGUUGAGCCAUUCAAAAUAUAAAAAAGGGAGUCAUGUAAGUUUUAUUUGGCCGCAGUUAUAUUUUACUAUCAGUACCGAC
Molecule: messenger RNA, 2374 nt
Organism: Lytechinus pictus (painted urchin)
Lineage: Eukaryota; Metazoa; Echinodermata; Echinoidea; Temnopleuroida; Toxopneustidae
Exons: 1
Coding region: 148-2118 (656 amino acids)
Cellular component (GO): Golgi membrane
Molecular function (GO): hexosyltransferase activity
Source: RefSeq, a predicted model, not a curated record